This is a messenger RNA of Engraulis encrasicolus (European anchovy), 2705 nucleotides long. RefSeq names its product claudin-18-like. The record is from RefSeq and is a predicted model, not a curated record. Lineage: Eukaryota; Metazoa; Chordata; Actinopteri; Clupeiformes; Engraulidae. Gene Ontology annotation, biological process: bicellular tight junction assembly; cell adhesion. Gene Ontology annotation, molecular function: structural molecule activity. Gene Ontology annotation, cellular component: plasma membrane; bicellular tight junction. The coding region runs from base 811 to 1542 and encodes 243 amino acids. The transcript is spliced from 5 exons.
UAAUGUAGAAUAUUUACAUUUACCUUCACGUUAUUGGCUCAGGGUGGUGCCACCAAUGUUCAUCAUCAGAAAUUUCCAUCCCCCAUCUGCCAACACCCCAUUUCAUUUCUUUCGGUAUCGAUGAUAAGGAAUCAUAACACGCCAAUGGGUUUAACAAGUUUCAUUUACCUUCAUAUGUGCAACCAUCCUAUUUCAGACACAAACACGAACAUUUCCAUUUGUCAUUGCUUUGCUGAAUUUAUUCUCUUAUGAGGUACACUUUGAAUAAGACUGUCUGAGUAUUGACUCACAGAGAGAAGAAUGAAACGCUCUUUAAUCACUGCAUUAAGAGGGUGUUUGCAAAAUGAUAAGAGUUGUGACUGGCUGUGCAUUUGGCACCCAUGAAACACUUAAUUACACUUAGUUUCACUAUUUGUGACACAUUUUUGUAUUCGUUAUUCGUGUUCAUACAAGUUCUGUUAAGAUAUUGUAUAGUUGCUGUACCUCCAUGCCUAAUUCAUCACACAAUUGUUGUUAACUGGAUGUAGGUCCGUGUGUGCGUGUCGGUUUGGAUAUUCUUCUUUGUGAAAGGAGUUAUGACCAUAUUUGGGUAGUUGGUAAACAGUGAAAGGUGUAAAGGCACCUGGUACCCCUGUCUCCACUUCAAAUUACAGAGCAUGCGCAGAAACCAAUUUAUUAAGCAGCCCCACCCAAUAGAGCAUUAGGGUUUUUUGUUCUUGGUUUUUCUUUUUGCCUCUUCUUGUUUUACCUCCCCUGACUCCAUCGCCUUCACUGCUGAGAAAGUAAGUCGCUCGAAGAAGACCCAUCACCAUGGCCCUCACCGCACUCCAAACGGGUGGUUUUGUUUUGGGCAUUCUUGGUGUCGCGGCCCUCAUCGCCGCCACCGCCAUGAACAACUGGAGCACCGAGGACCGUCAGGGGGACGUGGUGACCUCGGUCUACACCUACAAGGGGCUCUGGAGGAACUGCGAGGUGGCCACCUCGGGCUUCACCGAAUGCCGCCCUUUCUAUGGCCUCUUGGGAUACUCAGGUUCUUUCCAAGCCGUGAGAGCCCUGAUGAUCGUGGGGAUUGUGAUGGGGGUCAUCAGUGUUCUGAUAGGCCUCUUCUCCCUCAAGUGCAUCAAAAUGGGGAGCAUGGAGGAUACCGCCAGGGCCAAGAUAACCCUGACCUCUGGAAUCAUGCUCAUCCUGGCAGGUAUUUGUGGCAUAGCUGGAGCUUCUCUUUACGCUAACCAGAUCGUGGCCAGCUUCAUGCAGUCGAUGUACUACCCCAACAACGGAGGCAUGGGGGGCAUGGGAGGGAUGGGAGGCAUGGGUGGAGGAGGAAAUCUCAUCCCAAGAUACACAUUUGGACCCGCUCUGUUUGUGGCCUGGAUUGGAGGAGGUUUGGUGAUAAUCGGCGGGAUCCUGGAUUGCGUUGCCUUCAAAGGACUUCUCCCGGAGAAGGAGAGCUAUCGAAACGUGCAAUACAAAGCUCCCCCUCGCAGUGAAGCCACCAUUGUGCACGAGGACAACAGCAGGAGAGAUCAGAAAUAUGUCUAAGGAAAAACUCCUGUCUGUAGUUAUUUGUUUCAUAUCAUCUCAAAGGUUUAAGGUUAUGUGAUGUUCAUGAUUUUUCAUAUUUUGGUGAAUAAUAGCUUGUUUUUAAUAUUCAUUCCAAUUGCUUUUGAUUUUUUUUUUGUAUUGUACAUUGUUUAACUCAUUAGCUUAAUAUUUGUAUAAAAGAUAGCAACUAACUGUCAUAUUUCAUUGAUCAGCAUCAAGUAUUUGCAGGGUAUAUCUGAGUUCGGGGUUUAGAAGGAUAGUCCGCAAUUAAAGGAUAAUCUACAAUGUGAUGAAGUAUUUUGUCACAUUUAACUUCAGUAAGAUAAGGACCAGUGGCUUAUGACAAAAAGACAAUAACGGAUGAAUAGCCAUAGAAGUUAGAGUCAGAAUGAUCCAUCUGCACAAAAUUCAGUGUGUACGUUCUGAGCGUUCUCUUGCAUGUCAUUUGUUAAGGGCUUAUUGGAGAACAUGUGUUCUUGCCCAUGUGGACGUUGGCCAUUAGGGGGCACUAAAACCCUGAGAUACGUGCAGCACCAUAUCAAUUACAUGUUCACAGGUAGCAGGAAAACCAAUAUUGGUGCACAACCUUCAUCUGAUUGUCCUACAUGCUGAAAAUUGGUUUUUGGUCAAAUUUGAAAGGUGUAUAGGUUCUGCAUUGCCAUCAUAUCAGCUUGAGUUCCAUUGAAUUUAAGCAGCUCAAAUUAGUCAUUAAAAAAGUUAAAUGAAAUUAUUAGAGACGCACCGGAUCCAAGAUCAGGUUCCGCCAGGAUAAUAGGGUUUUUCACAGGAUCCGGGUCCGACGGGAUCUUAAGCAGUGGAUCCGGUAGGAUCCUAAAAAUCAUGAUCUGGUGCAUCUCUAGUUUUUACGUAGCCUAGGCUUUUCAGUCAGUCUUUCACAACCCCAAUCGCUGCAUGGGGUGAAAGCCCUUUGGAAGCGGCCGUUGCAGGCAGUGUGGCAGUAAGCCAAUGAGUCUAAAAAAAACUGUUUGGGCCAACGUAAUAAAAGGGCCCACGUGUGCGAGUAGGCUUUGUGUUUACCUUCAACCCUCUCGUGGGAUCCGGUAUCCGGCAGGAUCCUAAAAAUCAGGAUCCGGUGCAUCUCUACAAAUUAUUUAAGUUGUUCUAAACCCUUUGUAUGUACAUGCGAGUGAAUGUACUUU